AUGACAAAAUCAAAAGUAAAAAUGAUGACAGCGGGUAGAAGUAAUGAAGUGGAAACUUCAACAGGCAAAUGGUUGGUUCAAAAAAGAAAAUCAUCGAAGUCUAUCGAUGAAUCAACAACUACAACUUCAAAAGAAAAAGAAAAAAAAGGAAUCUAUGUAAAAAAGAGAAUCGGUGAUGGAAAAUAUGUUAAAGGAGUGACAAAGAUUAAAGAAGCAAAAAGGAAGAAGAAUAGUGAGGACAAUCGUGCAGCAAUAAAGAAGCAAAAAACCGUCAAAGAGAAAAAGACUGUGAAAGAUGCUGUCAAAGAGAAAAACCGUCAAGGAGUUGCCUUCAAUAAACACUAGAUCGACACCUGGAUUGAUGACAGAUGCUGUAAGUUCUUUGACAUUAGAACAAAAAGAGUGGGUAAAACGGAUGAGAUUUAAAGCAUUUUUGAAGAUCAACAUUAAGAGUAUUCUCUUAAAACUUUGCCUUUUUAUGCUUGAGCAUUAUGAUGAAGGCACAAACAGUAUUCUGAUUAAAGGAAAAAGAAUAAAGAUCACAAAGGAAAAAAUUCAUAAAGUGUUUGGUUUACCCAAAACUAGAAAAGGCUUAUUUUACUUGGAUAUGGUUAGCGAAGAUCAUCAAGUGUUUGAUGGAUGGAUGAAGGAACUUGAAGGUGGAAAGGCAAAUGCAACAAACUACAAGAAGAUUAUUCAAAAAUCCGAACAGGUAGAUAUGAAUUUCAAGUUGGGUUUCAUCGCUUUAUUUGUUAAUACGUUUGCAGAAUCCAUUCCUAUGGGGACAAACAACUUAGUUCCAGUUAGAGCACUUGUUGAAGUAGAUGAUAUUUCUAAAAUCGAUUGGUGUGCGUAUUUAUUGUACUGUGUAAAAAAUUCAAAAGGGAGAUGGCGUCCAGACAACCCCAAGUGUUAUUACAGAGGCCCGCUUUUGUUGUUGUUGCUAAUUUACUGUGAUGAAAUUGAAUGCAAGCUCCAAAAAAUAGAACGUAAAACACUAUUUGUUACGAUGUGAACAACAGAUAAGUUGAAGGAAAGAUAAUCUUUUGAGAUUGAAGCUGGUAGAUUUGGGGUUGGAAAUCUAAUUGAACAAAGUUCAAAUUUAGAACGUGAGAAGAAUGAGAAUUAGAAGAAUGAGAAUCAGGACACACGAUUGAGGAGUAUGAAACAAUUUUCAACAAUGUCUCAACUGAAAAGGAUAAUAUGGAAGAUAUUAUCUUGCAUUGUCUAUCGAAAUUCUCUGAAGACAAUAGAACGAAGAGAUGAUAAGGAAGUUUAGAGACAUAUUUUCAACUAUAUUUUUUUCUAGUCGAGAAAAGGGUAAUAAAUAGGAUUUGAUAGAAGUUUGGAAUUACUUAAAUGUAGUUAUGGUGACUAAACAACAAUUCCUUUUGUAAUAUCUAUCUUAUUUUGAACAAAUUAUACAAAAAAAUGUUGUCUAGUAUUAUGUAAGAAAUUUGAUAUGGUUUAUUAGGUGAUUAAUGCUUAAUGAAUAGUUGGUAAU
Messenger RNA from Lactuca saligna, 1504 nucleotides. The record is from the annotation of a GenBank genome assembly. NCBI's taxonomy places the organism in Eukaryota, Viridiplantae, Streptophyta, Magnoliopsida, Asterales, Asteraceae.